Leptopilina heterotoma is the source of this 1001-nucleotide messenger RNA. RefSeq names its product ubiquitin domain-containing protein 1. Lineage: Eukaryota; Metazoa; Arthropoda; Insecta; Hymenoptera; Figitidae. Gene Ontology annotation, molecular function: protein binding. Bases 143 to 859 code for a protein of 238 amino acids. The record is from RefSeq and is a predicted model, not a curated record. The transcript is spliced from 4 exons.
UUGCCAACUGACGUUUUUGUGGCGCUGUUUAUCGUCAAAAAUCGCGUUGAAAUUGUGUCUUAAAAUGGAAGAAAAUGGCAUGUGAGAUAGUGUAUUUCAGUCAUUUCAUUAAAGAAAUGUUUGUUUCAUUAAGAUCACUAGAAUGGGUGGUUGCAUAGGUAUAACGAGAGGCAGAAAUGCCUCUGUUGACUCUGCCAAUUCCACAAGGACGAAUUCAGGAAACUCUCGAAAAAAUCAUCCCCUGUGUCACGAAGUUAUAAGAUGGAAAUCGGAUGUUCCUUUAACAGAGGGACAAUUGAGAAGUAAACGAGAUGAAUUUUGGGACACUGCACCAGCUUUCGAUGGACGAAAAGAAAUAUGGGAUGCACUUAGAGCUGGGGCAACAGCGGCCGAAGCACAGGAUUAUCAAUUAGCACAAGCUAUUCUCGAUGGAGCUAAUAUUUCUGUUCCUAAUGGAUUUUUGACUGAAUGUUACGAUGAGUUAGGAACACGGUAUCAGGUUCCAAUCUAUUGUUUAUCUUAUCCAAUCAAUAUUGUCAAAGAAGAUUGCGGCAGAGAUUCUCCUGCUGAUUGCUCAGAACCUGUCGAUGGAGGAACUGAAAUGACUCUGAAACUUAGGUUAUCUACUACAAUGGGUGAUGUUAAACUACCUGUUUACAGUAAAGACACGAUUGGUGUCGCGAAGAAAAAAUUACAGAGUCAAGAAGGUUUAGAACCAUCACGACAAAGGUGGUUCUUUGGUGGUAAAUUGAUGGGCGAUAAAAUGCACAUCGAGGAGGCGAAAAUUCAACCUGGUUACGUAAUACAGGUGAUCGUAAAUCCAGAAAAAAUCGAUGACAGUCCAACAAAGACCAGUUGAAUACAAUUUCAACUGAUUUUUUAUACUUUUAUCCAUUAUGACAAGCACAUUCCCUUAAAUUUUAGUAUCAAUAAAAAGAAACUCUUGUCUAUUAUUUAUUUAUCAUUUUGCUGAUAAAAAAACAAUAAACAGCAUUUCUCUA